ACACAAAAAUGACAUUGUCUCCACCAAGACAAGCACCACCACCACCACCACCACCACCACCACCACCACCACCACCAAGAUGGCGCCAAAAACAAUCAUUCUACUACUCAUGGUGAUGCAAGGCGCUUAUGGCUACUACCGCCGCCACCACCACUUCAUGAAACUGUUCCACCCUACGGGACACAACUGUAGCCAUGCUGUGGCUGGUGGGGUUCCGGUUGACCCUGAUAUGGAGCUAACUACUGGACAGUAUUUCAGCGUGGCAGGAGAUUACUACGUGAAGGAUUAUGUUGUGCUCAGGUUUUAUAUUUGCCCUGAAGAAAUCCCAUCAAUGAUAACAAAGCCUUGGAUGUUUGAUUGCUGGAACAGAGUGCCAGUGCCCAUCACUAAGGACUCUAGCAAUGCCCUGCUGGACCUGAAACUGAUAUACUACCACAAUUUAGCUGUCACUAGAAUCAAAAUACCCAGGAACAUCACCUGUAACCGCUGUGGUUUGCAGAUUGAGGCAGAGGUGAGGGAAUGCAUGAACUGCCCAGUAAAGGAUUCUGCAUCAACCUGUGCCUUUAUCAGCAUCAACCACAUUGUCGACUCUCCACCAAAUCAUCCAGGCAGACCCAAUAAGCAUUCCUGGCAGAAGAGACCCACUGGACCCCAAAAGUACAUACCAAUGGGGCCCUACAGAUCCGGAAGACCCUCCAGACCAGGCAGGAGUGUGGGAACGCACAGACCAGGACCGUAUUAGAAGCAAGAGAGUCCAGUGUCAGAGGUUGUGUCAAGAUAAGAGGAGCCACUUAUCCC
This is a messenger RNA of Portunus trituberculatus (swimming crab), 798 nucleotides long. RefSeq lists its product as uncharacterized. Bases 80 to 742 code for a protein of 220 amino acids. NCBI's taxonomy places the organism in Eukaryota, Metazoa, Arthropoda, Malacostraca, Decapoda, Portunidae. The transcript is spliced from 6 exons. The record is from RefSeq and is a predicted model, not a curated record.